Molecule: messenger RNA, 1362 nt
Organism: Elaeis guineensis (African oil palm)
Lineage: Eukaryota; Viridiplantae; Streptophyta; Magnoliopsida; Arecales; Arecaceae
Product: probable glucomannan 4-beta-mannosyltransferase 9
Cellular component (GO): Golgi apparatus
Molecular function (GO): mannan synthase activity
Source: RefSeq, a predicted model, not a curated record
AUGACUUCUAUAUGUGAGCCUAUUGGAUGGGUACAAUGUGGAGAUGGGUGUGAGGCCGCGCUGGCGUCAAGAGGUGCGUGGCGGAUCUCCAUGGGUGAUGGCCGGCUCAGUUGUGUGAGUGGUUGUGCGGCGGGGAAGAUGGUGGCAUGCCGAGAAUCACGCACGAGAAGAAAGGAGGGUGGAGUGGUGGUGGCGGACUUGGUGGAGCAGGAAUGCGAGAAAUGGGUAAGCAAAGGGAUUAACAUUAAAUAUGAGAUAAGGGACAAUAGACAUGGAUAUAAAGCAGGUGCUCUAAAGGAAGGGUUGAAGCACAACUAUGUACAUCACUGUGAUUAUGUUGCCAUUUUCGAUGCAGAUUUUCAACCUGAAGCUGAUUUUUUGUUGCAAAUGAUUCCUUUUCUUAUCCAUAAUCCAGAAGUAGCUCUAGUUAAAGCUCGGUGGAAAUUUGUGAAUGCUGAUGAUUGUAUGAUGACAAGGAUCCAAGAGAUGACAAUGGAUUACCAUUUUAAAGUAGAACAAGAAUCUGGUUCGACAGUGUACUCCUUUGGUUUCAAUGGAACUGCUGGUGUUUGGAGAAUCUCAGCUCUUGAAGAAGCUGGAGGAUGGAAAGAUCGAACAACAGUGGAGGAUAUGGAUCUAGCAGUCCGAGCAACUCUUUGUGGUUGGAAAUUUGUCUUUGUAGGCAACAUCAAGGUUAAAAGUGAAUUGCCAAGUACAUUCAACGCAUAUCGUAAUCAGCAAUAUCGAUGGGCUUGCGGUCCAUCUAAUUUAUUUAGAAAGAUCGCCGAAGAGAUACGAAGGACAGCGAAAAUAUCACUAUGGAGGAAAAUAUAUUUGAUGUAUAGCUUUUUUGUUGUUCAAAGAAUUAUAGCCCAUGUUGUUACCUUUACAUUUUAUUGUGUGGUCAUACCGGCAUCAGUUCUUGUUCCAGAGGUCAAAAUUUCAAAGUGGGGAGUGGUUUACAUUCCGACAACAAUGACCCUUCUGCACUCUGUUGGAACUCCAAGCUCGUUCCAUCUAUUGCUUUUCUGGGUCUUAUUUGAGAAUGUUAUGUCUAUGCAUCGGACAAAAGCAGUUUUGACGGGUCUAUUGGGUGUAGGGGUAGUAAAUGAAUGGGUUGUCACUGAGAAACUAGGAAAUGCUGCAAAGGCAAAUAAAGGCGAAGGAUCUAGCAAAAAACCUGGAUCUACAAUAUCCAAAAGGAUUCUUCUCCCAGAGCUUGGCAUGGCUGUGUACCUUUUCAUAUGUGCAUGGUGCGACUUCGCCUAUGGGAAGAACUACUACUACUUUUACAUCUUUCCCCAAGCCAUGACAUUCUUCAUUGUGGCUAUUGGUUAUGUUGGGACCUUUGCGCCCAGCUAG